This is a messenger RNA of Nicotiana tabacum (common tobacco), 621 nucleotides long. The record is from RefSeq and is a predicted model, not a curated record. NCBI's taxonomy places the organism in Eukaryota, Viridiplantae, Streptophyta, Magnoliopsida, Solanales, Solanaceae.
AUGGCUAGUCUUGAAGGAGAAUUAAUUCCCAAGCUAGUUGAGGAGAAUGAGAAAGACAAAAAAGGAUCAGAGCCAGUAAUUAUGACAAGGCCACCACCUCCGUUUCCACAAAGACUGCAGAAGCAAAAAGAUGAUGCUAAGUACAAGAAAUUCUUAGAUAUUUUGAGCCAAUUUGAAACAGUUGCACUUACUGAAGAGUGCAUUGCUAAAGUUGAGAGUAAACUUCCUCCUAAGUUGAAGGAUCCUGGGAGCUUCACAAUUCCUCUAUCUCUUGGAAAACAAGAAGUUGGUAGAUCCCUGGGUGAUUUAGGGGCUAGUAUAAAUUUGAUGCCAUCCUUUUUGUUUAAGCAACUCGGAUUGGGGGUGCUUAGACCUACUACAAUUACUGUACAGUUAGCAGAUAGGUCACUAGUUAUGCCAGAAGGAAUUAUUGAGGAUGUGUUAGUUCGAGUUGGAAAGUUUAUUCUUCCUGCUGAUUUUAUUGUUCUUGAUUAUGAGGCAGAUGAGGAAGUGCCCAUUAUUUUGGGGCGACCAUUCUUAGCUACUGGUGGAGCGAUUAUUGAUGUGAAGUAUGAGUAUCAGAAAUGGGGAGGGUUGACUCACAGAUUGGAGAUAUCAUAG